AACCGAAGCGAAUGCCUCGUCAGAAGGUUGAGGACGGGGCUUGUUGACCUGGGACCGACAUCGAAGUGGGGGGUUGAUGCUUCGUCGUGACUGAAAUGCUCUUUUUAUUCACGGACCCACUAAUGGUCCAGCUCGGAGCAACAUUAGCAUCCAAUGAUCCCUACGACUUACACCAAAAUCUGCCAACGCGGAAAGUAGGGGUUUUCGAAUCAUGGUGGCAGACUCUGCAGAUAUCCAUAGCCUUGGACCUUUCAACGGAGCAGGGUCUGAUCUGCCCGCCCGACGAUCAUCUAGUCCUUCAGGGCACAGCAGCUGAGAUGUUUAUGCACCUUUGUCAACGUCCUUGCAAUCUCAUACACGUCUUCCUGCUCCAUUCAUCAUUUCAUCAAUUGUUCGUCGCAAGCAACUUGUUGGUCAGGCUUGGGUCUCUAAAUCAUAAACCUCCUCGUAUUUCUGAGAUCAAGCGUUGCGCCAUAACGGAUAAUGAGAAAAAGAAAAAAAGGUUGAUUAGAAGGCCAAUUUUUUCAGAGACUUUUCACGCUGAGCACUUUUCGUGUACGUGAGGCUGUAUGCAAUUUCAACAAGUUUUCAUCACGGUCCUUCACCGCCUUGUUGCUUUUCGGUGGCAAUUUGGUACUCUUGGGACUCGGACCCGCUCUUUGGUUCGCAAUGAUCCACUAUUUAUCAUCUAACCUCCAGAAAGGGUUCUUUGCAUGAUGGAUGCAUAUUUGCCCAGGUUAUGAAACAUGACUAUGACACUGGUAUGGUUGGAAAUGAGGAAAUCCGUCUUUUCGCUAUUGCUCUGGG
Xylona heveae TC161 is the source of this 807-nucleotide messenger RNA. RefSeq lists its product as hypothetical. Lineage: Eukaryota; Fungi; Ascomycota; Xylonomycetes; Xylonales; Xylonaceae. The record is from RefSeq and is a predicted model, not a curated record. The transcript has 3 exons. Bases 96 to 563 code for a protein of 155 amino acids.